AUGCUUGCCGAAACUUUCAUUACCGCGGCCCUCUUCGCCACUUCGGCGCUCGCCGCCCCGGCUCCCGACCCCGUUCAGCUGAUGAGCCGCGCCCCCCAGCCGGGCGUCGUCAUCAGGCAGUGCGCCCAGCCUGGCAUGCUCGCACUCGCAUACGAUGACGGCCCGGGCCAAUACACCUCGAGGCUGGUCGACAUCCUCAACGCCGGCGGUGCCAAGGCCACCUUCUUCAUGACGGGCACUUUGUACGGAUGCAUCUACAACCAGGCUGCGGCCAUCAAGAAGGCCUAUGCUAGCGGUCAUCAGUUGGCUUCGCAUACUUGGUCCCACGGCCACAUGAAUGGCUUCUCCGCCGCCCAAGUCGCCUCCGAGAUGACCAAGGUCGAAACCGCCUUCGCCAACAUCAUCGGCAAGAAGCCGCGCUACAUGCGUCCUCCCUUCCUCGAGACCGGUAACCAGGUCCUCCCCGUCCUCAAGUCCAUGGGCUACAAGGUGAUCACGGACGACGUCGACACGGGCGACUGGAACAGGCAGACGCCGGCGCAGUCAGAAGCCAAGUUCUACCAGGCGGGUGCCCGCGGCAAUGGCCACAUCCCCCUCAUGCACGAGGUGUACCAGUCGACCGUCGAGCAGCUGACGCCGUGGUUGAUCAACUGGGCCAAGCAGAACAACUUGAAAUUGGUUACCGUGGCGGAGUGCUUGGGCGAUAAGAAUGGAAUGUACCAGCCGCAGAGUUUCCCUGUGCAUCAGGGACAGCUUUCGUGCUAG
Messenger RNA from Neurospora crassa OR74A, 765 nucleotides. RefSeq names its product chitin deacetylase. The transcript has 2 exons. Gene Ontology annotation, molecular function: hydrolase activity, acting on carbon-nitrogen (but not peptide) bonds. Gene Ontology annotation, biological process: carbohydrate metabolic process. Bases 1 to 765 code for a protein of 254 amino acids. NCBI's taxonomy places the organism in Eukaryota, Fungi, Ascomycota, Sordariomycetes, Sordariales, Sordariaceae. The record is from RefSeq and is a predicted model, not a curated record.